Molecule: messenger RNA, 1888 nt
Organism: Ficedula albicollis (Collared flycatcher)
Lineage: Eukaryota; Metazoa; Chordata; Aves; Passeriformes; Muscicapidae
Gene: SOX4
Product: SRY-box 4
Exons: 2
Coding region: 220-1125 (301 amino acids)
Biological process (GO): cell differentiation; positive regulation of transcription by RNA polymerase II; anatomical structure morphogenesis
Molecular function (GO): DNA-binding transcription activator activity, RNA polymerase II-specific; RNA polymerase II cis-regulatory region sequence-specific DNA binding
Source: RefSeq, a predicted model, not a curated record
CCCCCCCCCGCCGCUGCCUCGAGGGGGAGAGGACCGCGCCGCCGGAGACGAGGCGCCGGUGUGGAAGUACAAGUGGUGCGGGGAGCGGGGGCGCGGCCGCGGGGGGCUGCGCCGUCCCGGUGCCGCUGUGAGAAGUUGCGCGCCCUGCCCCGCGCCGGAGCGGCGCUGAGCUCCGGAGCGGCGCUGAGCCCCGGCGAGCCCCCCGCCGCCGCCGCCGCGAUGGUGCAGCAGACCAACACGGCGGAGAACACGGAGGCGCUGCUGGCCGCCGAGACCUCCGACUCCGGGGCCGGCAUCGAACUGGGCAUCGCCUCCUCCCCCACGCCGGGUUCCACCGCCUCCACGGGGGGCAAGGCGGAUGACCCGAGCUGGUGCAAGACGCCCAGCGGGCACAUAAAGCGGCCCAUGAACGCCUUCAUGGUAUGGUCACAGAUCGAGCGGCGAAAGAUCAUGGAGCAGUCCCCCGACAUGCACAACGCCGAGAUCUCCAAGCGCCUGGGCAAGCGCUGGAAGCUGCUCAAGGACAGCGACAAGAUCCCCUUCAUCCGGGAGGCGGAGCGGCUGCGCCUCAAGCACAUGGCGGACUACCCUGACUACAAGUACCGGCCCAGGAAGAAGGUGAAGUCGGGCAACAGCUCCGCCAAGCCCGGCGACAAGGCGGACAAGGGCGGCGGGGGCGGCGCCGGCGGGGGCAGCGCGGGCGGCGGCUCCGGCGGCCCCCCCGACGGGGACUGCGGCGGCGGCGCCUGCCCCUCGCCCUCCGGCUCCGGCUCGCCCUCGGAUCACCGCAGCUACACCAGCUUGCGAGCCUCCUCGCCGGCCCCCUCGACGGCGCAUUCCUCCUCCGCGUCCUCCCACUCCUCCUCCUCUUCCUCCUCCGGCUCCUCUUCGUCGGACGACGAGUUUGAGGACGACCUCUUGGACCUGAACCCCAGCCCCGGCUUUGAGAGCAUGUCCCUGGGCAGUUUCAGCUCCUCGGUGCUCGACCGGGACCUGGAUUUUAACUUCGAGCCCGGCUCGGGCUCGCACUUUGAGUUCCCGGACUAUUGCACGCCGGAGGUAAGUGAGAUGAUCUCGGGGGACUGGCUGGAGUCCAGCAUUUCCAACCUGGUCUUCACCUACUGAGGCGGGAGCCGGGCCCUGCUGGAGGAGGCACCGGCGCGCGUGGCUGUCGGCCGGACUCGCCCACCCCGCCGGACGCUUUUGUGUCUUUUUCUGUUUUGUUUGGUGUUUGUGUUUUGGGGGUUUUUUUUAGGGGAGGGGAGGAAGCGUUUUGUUUGUUUCUGGGAAGGGGCUGUUGAAGGACUGCUUCUUGAGCUCGGGGAAGGAGCGGGAUCGCCCUCUCCUUGCGGAAAGGCCAGCAGUCCCCUUCCUCCGGCUGCAGACGGAGCCGCACACACCCCCUCCCAGAGAGGAGCCUGACGGUGCUUUUUUGAGAGACUGGCGGGAGCGAGACGCUGUCCCUUUCCCUUUUUUUUAUUUCCUGAAAAGAGAGACAGAGAAAGGGGGAGGGAGGGGGAAACCACACACACCUCUGGGUUCUUUGUUAUUGCCCAUUUUAUACGAAUAAAGAGGAGGGGGAGCGAUGCGUUGUGCUGAGCGCACACUGGAUGUCUUGAGCAUUCGCCCUUUCCUAUGAAAGAGCGAUCAGAACUGCUUGGGGGAAAAAAAAAAAAAAAAAGAAGAAGAGAAAAUCCACCCAAAUCCUUUGCAAGGUUCACGGUUGUGGGGAGAAAUCCUGUCCCGGUUUCUUCUGCGGUGAGAAGAGGCAACAAUGCUGGGAGGAGAAGGAGGAGGAGGUGGUGGAUGGAGCUGGACUGAGAUCCUAGUUAAGCGGAGAAGAGCCAGACUUACACUUGAGAGCUGUCUUGGAAAUACGGUGGGGGGG